GGGGUUUUCUUCUUUCCUUGGGGUUGAAGCCAGCCAGCUUAGAAAGCAGAAGAAAAAGAGAUAAAGCACAGAGAGAUUCUUUAUUAUUUUUUUCUAAUCAGAGAGGGUAAAAUUUUUUCCUUUUGUUUUUUCCCCAACUUUGUUAGUCAAUUGAGGGAGGCUGCCUCCUGCUUUUCUUCCUGCUUCUUUAGCUCCACUCUCUUCAUCAUCAUCAUCAUCAUCAUCCUGAUUUUGGGAUUUUGGUUGGGUUCCCCUUUUGGGUUUAUUUGUUCAAGGUCUGUUUCAGGGUCAGUAAAGGUAGUUUUCUUUGAGUUAGAGUGUGGUUUUGGGGAGUAGAGACUUGUGGGUAUUUUUGUUGGGGGGUUUCUGGAGUUGGGUUUUGGUUUUUAGAGUGAGGAAGAGCGAGGAGAGAGAGAGAGAGAAAUGGCUGGAGGUGGAGCCCCGCAACCAAAGCAGGACGAGUUGCAGCCUCAUCCAGUGAAGGAUCAGCUUCCCAAUGUCUCCUACUGCAUCACUAGCCCUCCUCCAUGGCCGGAGGCCAUUCUCUUGGGUUUCCAGCAUUACCUUGUCAUGCUUGGGACAACAGUUAUCAUUCCUACUGCACUUGUUCCUCAGAUGGGCGGAGGCAAUGAUGAGAAAGCUCGAGUAGUUCAAACCUUGCUCUUCGUUGCUGGUUUGAACACACUAUUCCAAACUUUCUUUGGAACUCGAUUACCUGCUGUGAUUGGAGGAUCUUACACUUUUGUCGUUCCUACGAUCUCGAUCAUCUUGGCUGGUCGCUAUAGUGAUAUAGCUGAUCCUCAUGAGAAAUUCGUACGUAUAAUGCGAGGAACACAGGGUGCUCUAAUUGUAGCUUCAACACUUCAGAUUAUCGUAGGAUUCAGUGGCCUUUGGCGUAAUGUCACUAGAUUCCUGAGUCCACUAUCAGCAGUUCCUUUAGUUGCCUUAUCCGGAUUUGGCCUCUAUGAGUUAGGCUUUCCCGGUGUUGCCAAGUGUAUCGAGAUUGGGCUUCCACAGAUAAUUCUGUUGAUAAUCUUUUCCCAGUAUAUACCCCAUUUAAUACAUGCAGAGAAACCUGUAUUCGACCGGUUUGCUGUAAUAUUCUCAGUGGCAAUUGUGUGGCUCUAUGCUUACUUGCUUACAGUUGGCGGUGCAUAUAAGCAUGCAGCAGCAAAAACUCAAUUGCAUUGUCGUACUGAUCGUUCUGGGCUUGUUGGUGGAGCUCCCUGGAUUAGAGUUCCAUAUCCUUUUCAAUGGGGAGCCCCCACAUUUGAUGCGGGUGAAGCUUUUGCAAUGAUGGCUGCUGCAUUUGUUGGUCUUGUAGAGUCCACUGGUACUUUCAUUGCUGUUUCAAGAUAUGCAAGUGCCACACCAUUGCCUCCAUCAAUUCUUAGUCGCGGCAUUGGCUGGCAGGGGAUUGGUAUCUUGCUGGAUGGAUUAUUUGGAACGGCAAGCGGAUCCACUGUAUCUGUUGAAAAUGCAGGUUUACUAGCUCUUACACGUGUAGGAAGCCGAAGAGUUGUCCAAAUUUCUGCAGGAUUUAUGAUUUUCUUUUCUAUUUUGGGUAAAUUCGGGGCAGUUUUCGCAUCCAUUCCUGCGCCUAUCAUUGCAGCUCUUUAUUGUCUUUUCUUUGCAUAUGUGGGCUCUGUUGGUCUAAGUUUCCUACAAUUCUGCAACCUAAAUAGCUUCAGAACAAAGUUCAUCCUAGGGUUUUCAAUUUUCAUGGGCUUGUCAGUUCCCCAGUACUUCAACGAAUACACUGCAGUUGCAGGUUAUGGCCCAGUUCACACAGGUGCACGAUGGUUCAAUGACAUCAUCAAUGUCAUAUUCUCAUCUGAGCCAUUCGUUGCGGGCUUUGUUGCUUUCUUUCUUGACAACACUCUCCAUAGGCAUGACAAUGCAACAAGGAAAGAUAGGGGUUAUCACUGGUGGGAUAAAUUUCGAUCUUUCAAGACUGACACAAGGAGUGAGGAGUUCUACUCUUUGCCUUUUAACCUCAAUAAAUUCUUCCCUUCAGUGUGA
Molecule: messenger RNA, 2022 nt
Organism: Asparagus officinalis (garden asparagus)
Lineage: Eukaryota; Viridiplantae; Streptophyta; Magnoliopsida; Asparagales; Asparagaceae
Product: nucleobase-ascorbate transporter 6-like
Exons: 15
Coding region: 424-2022 (532 amino acids)
Biological process (GO): transmembrane transport
Cellular component (GO): membrane
Molecular function (GO): transmembrane transporter activity
Source: RefSeq, a predicted model, not a curated record